AUGAUCACAACGACGUCUCCUGUCAAUUGGUCAAACGUCGUAGAAAUAACUGACACUUCCUUACAUUUACACGACAUCAGAUACAAAGCAUACAUCGCGGUUAUGUUUUUCAUCCUCACGGCUGGUUUCCUUGGCAACGUAGUGACAAUACUCGUCCUUUAUCAACCGUCACUGCGCAGUGAAACCUUGACCCCACUCAUGGUGAACCUUGCCUUUGCUGAUCUUUUCCUAACCAUAUUUGGGUACCCCACGUCCAUCACCAUGCUCCUUGCUGGAAGAGACAUCGGAAAUGAUGAAACAGGUUGUAGCUGGUACGGUUUCGCUAACGGAACUGUAGGAAUUGCAUCUAUUGUCACCUUCACCGAGAUGACUAUUGUUUUGAGUUAUAUCAUGCAUCAAAUGAAGCCCAGAUACAGGUGCUCACGAAAAGUGACCUGCGGUCUCACUGUAGCGCCUUGGUCUUAUGGUGCGAUGUGUAUGCUUCCCCCUCUUCUUGGUGUGACGCACUUUUCCCCAGGGGCUGCUGGCAUGAACUGCGGUCCUGAUUGGAUAAAUAUUUCAACCAUUGGCAUGGUCUACAGUUUGCUGCUGGUCACAGCUGGAUUUUUCGUUCCACUGAUCAUCAUCUCUCUUUGUUACUUCAAGAUCUUCAGGCUCCUCCGUGAAGAUCUCGUUCCAGGUAAUAGACCCAUAAGAUUGCGGCGGAGAAAACGGCAAAUUAAGUUACUGCGACUGACUGUAGUGGCCAUCACUGUGUUUAUACUGAGUUGGUCUCCGUACUGUAUGGUCAGCAUUAUGAGUAUCUUCAGGGGCGAUCAUUUGCUUUCACCCGGCGAAGCUGAAAUUCCUGAUCUUAUGGCAAAAGCGUCAGUGAUCUACAACCCCUUCGUGUACACAGUCAUGAAUAGACGUUUCCGUCUGACGCUGUGGGCGGUUGUAUCUCGUAAGAGUCAUAGACAGCGACUUUCUAGUAAAAGUAAGGAAUCAAGUACUUCUGUGCAUAAUCGUAUCACAGAUAGUAAGAGUUUGAAGGUGGCUUUUAACGUGUAGGCCUAUCAGAACUAUCCAUCCAUAAUUAUAUGUAGUCUCACAUAGAGUUGCUCUUCGAAUUCAUCCGGAUUCCACAAUUCUACACAAAAGAUAAAACUUUCAGUCUUUAUUGUUCUUUUUGUGUACAGAUUAAACACAAAGUACGUUGUCAUUCUUAAGUGUCAAUUAAAAGAUAGUUUCAUUAGUCCAUUUUAUAGUUGUGUGCUUAGUUGCCAAGCCUUUGGAUAGGAGUGAGGCUAAGGGUGACCUUGUUAUGAUACUGAUACAAAUGUAAAUUACUUCGUGAUACUGGUCUCUAUCCCAACAAGAUCACCUUCAGCCUAACUCCAAAUCAAAGGCUUGGCAACUAAGCACACAACUGUAAAAAUAGUCUAUUCAGCGUCACUUGUGAAAUAAUAUCCUAAUAAAGUCUGAAAAGUUGAAACGAAAUGAAUCAAGUGUAGGCAACUCAUUCUAUAUUGUAGAAAUGUUAGACUAAAUUUCUUAAAACCUCUUGUUACUAUCAAGUAUGUCAUCAAAUAACUUAUCAUAAUCCUGAGGUUCGUAAACAAUAGGUUUAUCAUCAUCAUUUUUAUCGUUGUCGUCAAACAGAAAUUUAUAAACUGCUGAUGCAGACGAUAUGUUGUCAAAGUUCUCACCACUGUUGUCAUCUGCGUAAAACUUUUUUUCAUGGUCAUC
Molecule: messenger RNA, 1728 nt
Organism: Pocillopora damicornis (cauliflower coral)
Lineage: Eukaryota; Metazoa; Cnidaria; Anthozoa; Scleractinia; Pocilloporidae
Product: melanopsin
Biological process (GO): G protein-coupled receptor signaling pathway
Cellular component (GO): membrane
Molecular function (GO): G protein-coupled receptor activity
Source: RefSeq, a predicted model, not a curated record